Prionailurus viverrinus (fishing cat) is the source of this 5229-nucleotide messenger RNA. RefSeq names its product zinc finger protein 48 (gene ZNF48). The record is from RefSeq and is a predicted model, not a curated record. Gene Ontology annotation, biological process: regulation of transcription by RNA polymerase II. Gene Ontology annotation, molecular function: DNA-binding transcription factor activity, RNA polymerase II-specific; RNA polymerase II cis-regulatory region sequence-specific DNA binding. The coding region runs from base 2532 to 4412 and encodes 626 amino acids. The transcript has 3 exons. NCBI's taxonomy places the organism in Eukaryota, Metazoa, Chordata, Mammalia, Carnivora, Felidae.
AUUGAUUCCCAUUCUUCCCAGUGAUAAACAAUGCUGAAAUGGGUUGGGCCUGUUUGUGGUGCCAUCAUUGUGUACUUGUCCCAUUUCCUUAGGGGAAGGGGAAUUACUGAAUCAAAGGAAGUCACGUAUCUAAGGCAUUUGUGCAUAUUAACAAAUUGUCCUGCAGAAAAGGCUCUCGGUUUGUCUAGUAUAGAGAUGACAUGAAUUACUAGUGACAUAAUAUUCAUUUACAUGUUUAUUAUUCAAACAAAUGUGUCCAGUCAUUCAUGUUAUAAGGUUUGGGGCCUGUUCAGAGAAAGGAAGAUCCUGCCUUGACAUUCCUAUGGGCAAUAUAUGGUGGACAGUUUUCUCAUUUAAUUAUCUAGAUUCGUUCUUUUUUCAUCUUGCCAUCAAACCUGCAUAGCUACCUAAGGCCCCACCUGGCGACCCUAGAAGGGCUUCUGUAUCUUUAGACCGGAGUUCAGGUUCAGACUUAGUGACUCCAGGCUUUCUCUUCUCAAAGUCAAAGCUAGCUCCAAGAGUGAGUAUGGUGUGUGGGCUGGCCGCCUUUCAGGGGAGGGUUCCUCCGAGAGGGGCUAGCUCUUUGCCAUUUGGUACCCUCUUACCUCUGUUUGCCGGUACAAGUGCCUGACACAUGGGGGACCCCCAGGAAAUGUUUGUGGAGCAAAUGAAUAAACAUACCACUCUAGCUUCCACUGCUUUCCUAUUAUGUAAACUCAUGACAUCGUGACACAUUAAAACAGAACUAUUCUCUAUUUUCCUCUUUGAGGGUAGGUCUUAGCCAUCUUUGGAUCCCAAGCUUCUAGCACAUAGUAGGUUUUUGAUUAGUGUGUAGGCAACUGUUAAUGUGGGGGCACAUCUCUCUUCAUUCAGCCCCCACCUCAGCCAGCUCUGGACUUUGUCGAAAUCUUAGUUCUGUCAGGAUUAGCUCAAAAAUGCCACCUUCUUUCUUGGUUACUCUAGCCAAAAGAGUAACAGCUGAUAUUUUUUGGCUCAGUGUUUUAUACAUAUUACACAUAUUAAUCCUCAACCAUUCAAAUUCGGUAUUAUCAUCCCCAUUUUACAGUUUAGGAAACAGAACUAAUUUCCGCAGUGUCAAACAGUAGUUAAGUGACAAGGUCAGGAAUCAGACUGCAUAAAUGGCCUUAAAGACAGAGUCCACAGCCACUAAACUCUACAGAAGGUAUCUCUCUGCACUACAUUCCUAUUAUAUUUUGUUCGUCAGAUUGGUAUAGAUCCGUCUCAUCGUCGCCACAUCUCCAUAUUCUACUGGAUCAAGAGCUCCCUGGGGAGUUUCUUUGUAAGUCCAGGGAGUAGACAGUGUCUAGAUAUUGGUUCGUGAUGCUUAAGUAUGUACUGAUUGAUUUGUGGUCCUAGUUUCUGUGUCUAAUACCCAUGAAUAGGAGGCAUCGAGAACCAUGCAGACUCACUCCCAAUUUAGAAUUCUUCCUGCUCUCGCACAGUAUCUUGAACUGGUCCAUGUAACUCACACCCUUACAAUUCUUUUUCAUGGUUUGUGUACUUGCCCCUUAAAACUGGUAGCAUCCAAGGAUAUAUCUUACAUGUGUUUCACCUCCUUAUCCCAAACUCUUGGCUUAGCACUGAGGUGCUAAUAAAUUGUGAAUUGAUAUACAAACCUCUGUCACCCCUCACUUAUCAGAUAAUAAACACUUCCAAGCACUCCCCCAUUCCCCAAAGGCAAGCUUGCUGAGUACAGAUACUGGGGAUCACGCCCCAGGGUCCACUGGAACGGCCCACCAAGCUGGGAAAGAUAGUUUAAUGUUUUAGCCUCUCCCUGGGUGUGGCCUUUGUAGGGUUGUCGAUCUGUCCCUAGUCUCCCUGUGGCCUAUUUCUUUGUGUCUCUAUCUCUUUGUCUCUGCCAGUUUCUCUGUCUUUUGUUUCUCUGCCUCUGGGCCUGUUUUCUCUGCAGAUUCCCUUCCUUUUCUUAUAGCUCUUCCGACUGUGCUCCAAUAAUUUCAUCUAUCUCUUAUGUUAUCUACAUCUCUUUGUCUCUGGAGGCCAAUCUUUUGCUCCUGUUAUUUUUGGUUCUCCGCUCUCUCGGUCUCUCUCGGCUUUUGCGUUCUGACUGGGGGUUCUUAGGUUACGACUUUGUGUCUGGCUCAGGGUCUCCGCCCCGGGCCUGAUUUCAAAGGCUGACUCUCCCCAGCAUUUCCCAGGCGUCUGCCUCUAGCCUCUAGCUGCGGCUCAGGCUUCGGUCUCCCCCAGCCCAGCCCCCAUCCCCACCCCACCCCCGGCCCCAGGCCUCUCGGACCCGCCGCGCUUUGUUUCCUGUGUCUCGGCGCCCCGCCCCCGCCCCGUCUGGGGUCUCCGCCGCCCUUUGUUUGCCUGGGUCUCUCCCCCACCCCUUUCCCUGGGUCAGUCUUCGAUCUCUCUUUGUCUCUCCGGGCCAGGGUGGCUGGCGCAGUCGGCCAGCCCCGGGGGUCGGCGCAGGUGGCCCGACACAGCGACAAUUAGGAAGAGUCUUCGGCCCUCAUCACCCGGCUCCGGCCCAGGAGGGCGGCGUGCGGGCGAUGGAGCGCGCGGUGGAGCCCUGGGGCCCGGAUCUCCAGGGCGCAGAGGAGAGGGAGCAGCUGAGAGGCGCCCGCACAGGUUUAGGGAGUGAGAAUGUGGAGAUUUCUCAGCCGGAUGAGUUUGAACAUCCCCCCCAGGAGGAUGACUUGGGGUUCAAGGAAGAGGAAGAUCCGGCUCCAGGUCAUGAAGUAGGAAAUGCCUCUCUCAAACCUGAAGGCAUCCAGACCUGGGAUGACUUGUGGGUCCAGAGAGAGGGACCGGGAAAACCUCAGGCUCGGGACAGAGGUCCCCGGCUCCUGGGAGAGCCACGCUGGGGCCAGGCUAGCGAUCGGGCUGCCGUGUGUGGUGAGUGUGGCAAGAGCUUUCGGCAGAUGUCAGAUCUGGUGAAACACCAGCGGACCCACACAGGGGAGAAACCCUACAAGUGUGGGGUCUGCGGCAAGGGCUUUGGGGAUAGCUCUGCCCGUAUCAAACACCAGCGAACUCAUAGUGGUGAAAAGCCCUACAGAGCCCGACCACCAGCCCAGGGUCCCCCAAAGAUUCCUCGGUCCAGGAUCCCGGCUGGUGAGCGCCCCACUAUCUGCGGUGAAUGUGGCAAGAGCUUCCGGCAGAGUUCUGACCUGGUGAAACACCAGCGGACACACACGGGUGAGAAGCCCUACAAAUGUGGCAUCUGCGGCAAGGGCUUUGGUGACAGUUCUGCUCGUAUAAAGCACCAGCGGACACACCGGGGGGAGCAGCCACCCCGGCCCGUGGUGCCCAGACGGCAGCCUUCUCGAGCAGCCACGGCAGCCCCACAGGGACCCAAGGCCCAGGACAAGCCAUAUAUCUGCACCGAUUGUGGCAAAAGAUUUGUGCUCAGCUGCAGCCUUCUGAGCCACCAGCGCAGUCACCUGGGGCCCAAACCUUUUGGCUGUGAUGUGUGUGGAAAGGAGUUUGCCCGGGGCUCAGACCUGGUGAAGCACCUGCGGGUGCACACGGGAGAGAAGCCCUACCUGUGCCCUGAGUGUGGCAAGGGCUUUGCCGACAGCUCUGCCCGGGUCAAACACCUCCGCACCCACAGUGGGGAGAGGCCUCACGCCUGUCCGGAAUGUGACCGCACCUUCAGCCUCAGCUCCACCCUCCUCCGCCACCGCCUCACUCACAUGGAGCCCCAGGACUUCAGCUUCCCAGGCUACCCUUUGGCCCCCCUGAUCCCCAGCCCACCCCCCAGCUCAAGCCCACCCCCACCUCCUCUUGGCACAAGCCCCCCACUGACACCUCGAAGCCCUUCACACUCAGGUGAUGGGCCUUUUGGCCUGCCUGGCUUGGAGCCAGAGCCCGGGGGCCCACAGGCUGGGGAGCCACCCCCACCACUGGCAGGUGACAAGCCCCACAAGUGCCCUGAGUGUGGCAAGGGCUUCCGCCGAAGCUCGGACCUGGUGAAACACCAUCGUGUGCACACGGGGGAGAAACCCUACCUCUGCCCUGAAUGCGGCAAGGGUUUUGCUGACAGCUCGGCCCGAGUCAAGCACCUCCGCACCCACCGAGGUGAACGGGCUCGGCCACCACCACCAUCCACUCUCCUGAGGCCACAUAACCCCCCUGGCCCAGCACCCAUGGCCCCUCGACCCCGAGUCCGAGCCCAGCCCUCUGGACCCAGCCAGCCCCAUGUGUGUGGCUUCUGUGGGAAGGAGUUUCCCCGGAGCUCAGAUCUGGUCAAACAUAGGCGAACACACACUGGGGAGAAGCCAUAUAAGUGUGCAGAGUGUGGCAAAGGUUUUGGUGACAGUUCUGCCCGAAUCAAGCACCAGCGUGGGCACUUGGUCCUGAGGCCCUUUGGGACAGGGGAUGGUCGGGCAAGGCCCCUCAAAGAGGAGCCACCAACAGGACUGGAAUGAUGGGGUCCAGGGAAGGUGGAAGCCCAGGAGACCAAAGGGAGGGUAUCGGCUGCUUAAGCAGAGAAGAAAGGGCCGGGGAGGUGGUGGGAGGGAGAAGAAGGGGAAGAAAUGGGAGAAAGGAGUGAAUAGAUAGAAAUAGAGAUUGGAGACAAUGACCUUGAAGCUCAGGAAACUGUCCUGGCUGGGCUCAGUCAGGAUCUUGACAGUGUGGUCUAUACCCCCAGCUUCUAGAACACUGCCUUGUACUCUGAAUAGUGUAGGCACUCAAUAAGUACUUGUUGAAUGAAUAAACUGGCCUUAGCCUGAGGGCCCUUAAAGAACUCUAAAUUCCUGCUGCCUCUUAACCUGUUAAGGAUUGCUCCUACCCAACCUUGCCCUUAGGAGACCAGCACCCUGGCCAGCACCAAACAGGGUUUGACCUGUGUUUACAACAGCGAGACUUCAGGAGUUUGGGGUGGUAGAGAGGCAGGAGCAUCUUGAACCUUCUGAUGGGGAGAGUGUUGCUGUGUGGACUGCAGUACGCAGGCUCAGGCCCCUGGACAUGGCCUUAGCCAGGAAGGGCGCUCUUGGACAGCCCAGACCCAUCUGCCCUGGAGAACCCCAACCUGCCCUGACACCUGGACACUGGCAGAAUAGACCAGAGACAGCAGAAGGAGCACUCCUACACUCGAUGCCAAGCCCAGGUCCUGGUGGACGUCAGCAGAGACAAACUGGCUGGGAGAAGGGCAGGACUGGAGUGAGGAGAGGCCAGGGAAGCUCCAAGGCAGGACAGCCACAUUUCCAUGUAUCUCCUUGCCAAUAAACUUUCUUGUCUGAA